UUCCAUAGCUCACCAAGCAGCUCCAUCCACCACUCCACUUCGCUCCUGUGCCUCAGGUAGCCACAACAUACAGUAUUAAAAUGGAUGCCCAGAACAAGGAGGUUGAUGCCCUGGUCCAGAAGAUCACCGGCCUCCACGCCGCCAUCGCCAAGCUGCCGUCCCUCAGCCCAUCACCCGACGUCGACGCGCUCUUCACCGACCUGGUCACCGCGUGCGUCCCCCCGAGCCCCGUAGACGUGACCAAGCUCGGGUCGGAGGCGCAGGAGAUGCGGGAGGGCCUCAUCCGCCUCUGCUCCGAGGCCGAGGGGAAGCUGGAGGCGCACUACUCCGACAUGCUGGCCGCCUUCGACAACCCGCUCGACCACCUCGGCAUGUUCCCCUACUACAGCAACUACAUCAACCUCAGCAAGCUGGAGUACGAGCUCCUGGCGCGCUACGUGCCGGGCGGCAUCGCCCCGGCCCGCGUCGCGUUCAUCGGCUCCGGCCCGCUGCCGUUCAGCUCCUACGUCCUCGCCGCUCGCCACCUGCCCGACGCCAUGUUCGACAACUACGACCUGUGUAGCGCGGCCAACGACCGUGCGAGCAAGCUGUUCCGCGCGGACAAGGACGUGGGCGCCCGCAUGUCUUUCCACACCGCCGACGUAGCGGACCUCACCGGCGAGCUCGCCGCGUACGACGUCGUCUUCCUGGCCGCGCUCGUGGGCAUGGCUGCCGAGGACAAGACCAAGGUGAUCGCGCACCUCGGCGCGCACAUGGCGGACGGGGCGGCCCUCGUCGUGCGCAGUGCGCACGGGGCACGUGGGUUCCUCUACCCGAUCGUCGAUCCCCAGGACAUCGGUCGAGGCGGGUUUGAGGUGCUGGCCGUGUGUCACCCCGACGAUGACGUGGUGAACUCCGUCAUCAUCGCACACAAGUCCAAGGACGUGCAUGCCAAUGAACGUCCCAACGGGCGUGGUGGACAGUACGCGCGGGGCGCGGUGCCGGUGGUCAGCCCGCCGUGCAGGUUCGGUGAGAUGGUGGCGGACGUGACCCACAAGAGAGAGGAGUUCACCAACGCGGAAGUGGCCUUCUGAUCGUUGCGAGGGAAUGAAAAUGAAGGUGGACGUGUGUGGUCAGCAUCCAUACGUGGCUGCCUGCUUCAUCGCUUGCAAUCGUACUACUACCUACCUAUGCAGUUCAAGUCAUGUGUUGUCAAUGUAAGUGUGAUGUUUACACUAGUCUAUGAAAGGCAGGGCAGACGAGGGUAGUGUGCCAAGUAAAAGUGUGUCAUUAUAGGUGUAAGUGUUGAGAAUAAGACCAUUUUUGUUCACAAAUAGUAUGAUGUAAUCGGUGUCAUAUUCGUAUUGAGUACAUUUGUCAAGUUGGUUGCUAAUUCACGGAUGACCCACAUUUGCUUUUGCCUUGUAAAUCCGUUCAUGACUCGACGGGCCGUCAGGAGAUCAACUUCAUCAUUUUUAUUGGAGCCA
Messenger RNA from Hordeum vulgare subsp. vulgare (domesticated barley), 1466 nucleotides. Its product is annotated as probable nicotianamine synthase 6. Bases 81 to 1073 code for a protein of 330 amino acids. Gene Ontology annotation, molecular function: nicotianamine synthase activity. The record is from RefSeq and is a predicted model, not a curated record. The transcript has a single exon. Lineage: Eukaryota; Viridiplantae; Streptophyta; Magnoliopsida; Poales; Poaceae. Gene Ontology annotation, biological process: nicotianamine biosynthetic process.